UAGGCCAUUUGUCGGUUUCUCAAUCUUUGUCUACUACAACGUAUUGUUUCUCAAUGAAAAGUAUGGGGGCAGAACAGUCGGCUUUAUUGGCUUCCACUCAAUUUGGACAGCCCGAAGGUACCUUGGAACUGGUAAAUUCUGAAUUGUUUUUUAAUUUGUAUUUCGAGAAAAUGCCCGAGCCCAAGACGGGUCCUGUUACACAAGCCCUACUGCGUUUGGUGGAAAACAUGCCCGAAAAAGACGAAACUUUUGUGAAUCCAGCUUCAACGCAAACGAAUAGGAGUCCAGGCAAAAAUGGGGAGGAGGAUGGGGAUCUCCACCACAGUGAUAGCAGCGAGGGCGGCUUCGUUAUGGAUUCCCUUGCAACCGUAAAUGGCUACGAGGAUCGCAUUGAGUUGGAGCCCCUGCAGAUAGCCGAAUUCGAGUCCAUGAAUGAGUAUGAUUUAAUCGCCGAGCCAGUUGACCCUUGUCCAUUGCAAGAUGUCCUCCCUAUUUUCGAGGUGGAUGUGGAGGACUUUUGAGCAAAGGAACAAAAUAUUAAUACAAAAUAUGAAUUUAUUUACAAAAC
This is a messenger RNA of Drosophila obscura, 568 nucleotides long. RefSeq lists its product as uncharacterized. The transcript has 2 exons. Lineage: Eukaryota; Metazoa; Arthropoda; Insecta; Diptera; Drosophilidae. The record is from RefSeq and is a predicted model, not a curated record. Bases 54 to 521 code for a protein of 155 amino acids.